This is a messenger RNA of Sphaeramia orbicularis (orbiculate cardinalfish), 1300 nucleotides long. RefSeq lists its product as uncharacterized. Gene Ontology annotation, cellular component: external side of plasma membrane. NCBI's taxonomy places the organism in Eukaryota, Metazoa, Chordata, Actinopteri, Kurtiformes, Apogonidae. The transcript has 9 exons. The record is from RefSeq and is a predicted model, not a curated record. Gene Ontology annotation, molecular function: transmembrane signaling receptor activity. The coding region runs from base 82 to 1068 and encodes 328 amino acids. Gene Ontology annotation, biological process: immune response; cell surface receptor signaling pathway.
GAAGAAAAAAAACAGGAAGCAGCUCAGAAAGUGGAGAAAUAAAGAAAAGCAGAAGUUUGUGUUAGUUCCUGUUCAGACGACAUGAAGACUCGGUGUGUGUUCCAUCGUCUCGGUGUCUGUGUCCUGCUGCUGUCUGGACUGACUGUUUCUUCAGUCUCUGUGGACGUCUAUCCAAACGUUCAGCAGUUCUUCAGAGGAGACAGUUUGUCUGUGAGUUGUCCAGACGUCCAGACAGAUGGAUGGACAGUGAAGAGGACACUGACGAACGGAAACACUGGGACAUGUGCAGAGUUUGGAAGGAUAGACGGGUCAUUCUGCGUUGUCGAUGGUCUCACGCCAGGGGCCAGUGGAGUUUACUGGUGUGAGACCAGUUCAGGACAGCAGAGUGACCAGGUGUCCAUCACUGUAACAGAUUUUUUUGUAAUCUUGGACAUCCCUGCACUUCCUGUGGAGACAGGAAGUGAUGUCACUCUGCGCUGUAUAGUCAGAGAUGGUUCAACACCGAAAGCUGAGUUUAUAAAAAACGGUCGGACACUCACACCUGUCCCAGUAGAAGAGUGGACCAUCUCUGUAGACCACCUGUCUGAUGCAGACCAGUACUCCUGUUAUGUUCCAGAUGUUGGUGGAUCUCCAGCGAGCAGCCUGAGGGUCAAAGGUUCCACUACCACUGAUCCUACAACUUCAUCCUCUGAUCCUGGUUCUUCCCCAGGUCCAGAUUCUCCCUCUGGUUCCACUAUCUCGGUCAUCAUAGCUGUGGUCUCACUGGUUGUCCUGGUUCUGAUUCUGGUUCUGCUGCUGUGGAAGAAACACAAAGGUGACAGUGACUCCUCCCCUCCUGUAGAUGUCACGUAUGCUGAUGUCACCAUCGCUCAGGCAGCCAAUAGGAGAGAUAAACAUCAUGGAGAGGCUGAGACAGUGUACGCUGGAAUCAAAACAAACACUGAAGGAGCUGAGGACGUCACCUACAGUCACGUCGUCAUCAAAGGUCAGAGGUCAUCCAGACGGAACCAUGCUCAGUCAUCUGAUCCUGACGUGGUUUAUUCAUCAGUCAGACCAAGAAACACAUGACCAGGAACACACAUCAGGUUACCACGGUAACGUGGACGCCAACAUCCAUGUGUUUCAUUCCUUAACCAGGAAACGUAGAUCAGCUGGUGGGUGGAGCCGUCUGUUUUAUUGGUGCAGAGCUGUGGAUGUUCACUUUUGUUCCGUUGUAUUUAAUAGAUGUGUUUUGUUUCUUUGCUCCACACUGUCCUCUGGUGGUGACGUCAUGUAUUAAAUUAAACUGGACUGAAUCCUG